Molecule: messenger RNA, 1485 nt
Organism: Acytostelium subglobosum LB1
Lineage: Eukaryota; Evosea; Eumycetozoa; Acytosteliales; Acytosteliaceae
Exons: 3
Coding region: 1-1485 (494 amino acids)
Biological process (GO): inositol phosphoceramide metabolic process; sphingolipid biosynthetic process
Cellular component (GO): inositol phosphoceramide synthase complex
Molecular function (GO): inositol phosphoceramide synthase activity
Source: RefSeq, a predicted model, not a curated record
AUGGGAGUGCCACAAUCACCUGAGCUUCAACCAUCCACUCCCAGCAACUUAAAAUAUGUCUACCUGCAGAAGGACCCAAUCGUUGCAGAGAGCACACCCGACACACCAUUGAGAGAAGGCCCAGUGCCCAAGUUGUCGGUGCUCAGCUUCUUCACAUAUAGGAAGUAUGAGCGCGAGCUCCGAUACGAGCCGUCGAUAAUGGACGACCUGUCGACGGACGGCGGCAUUGGCAUUGGCGGCAGCGGUGGCUUCCAGUCGAACGAGUACCCCACCUACGCCUUUGACACCAGCAGCAACAGCAGCGCCGGCAGCAGUGGCGGUGGCAGCGCGGUCAGCAGCGACGACGACAGUGGCUCCGAGAAGGAGUAUCGCGUCGACAUCACCUAUCUGAGUCCGGUCGUGGAGAAAGAGGUCGACCUGAAGCUGAGGCCACAAUACAGGAAACCCUUUGACUCCACCAUAUAUCCAUAUUCUCCUGUUCAUUCCGACACCACCUUCUCGAUUCUGGUGGCUGUCGUCUGUAUAUUCGCUCUGGUCUACGCAUUCAUUGUUGGACCUUUGCCAAUCAUAUUUGCAUUCCUUGUAUCGAUAUUAAUCAUUGUUUCAUAUUCAUUCCUGGUUGUAUCCAGGACAAACAAGUGGUACCUUGUCUCAAUUACCUUCCUGGCCGUUGGGCUGGGACUCACCAUCCCAUCAUUCUUCGAAGCCACUGGCAAGGUAGUCUUGGGAUUGGACCUCUCCACCUGGGACCAGCAAUUAUUGCAUGGUGACACUUUAAUUAUGGGAUGGAUAUUCCCGCUAGGCCAGAUGGGCCUGUUUGUGGACAGAAGCAAUGUGAUUGGACCAGACUCAUUCGUUGGUGAACUGUCAACAGAGAUCUUCCAAUUGUCUUAUAUCAGCUAUUACAUCUGGGGCUACGCAAUGGAGUUGUACAUUCUUUACAAGAUGUGGAGGUGCUAUCGCUCCAAGAACCUGGAAGAGACACUACAGAUGCCCAUCUGGGACCAGCGCCUCAAGAUGUUCAUCUGCACCUGGAUCAGCUCCUACUUCAUUGUGUUCUCGAUCAAUAUGAUCUUCCCCGCGCAGAGCCCGCGCGUCUUCCUCAGCGACGAGUACGUCAACAAGCUCAACGGCUUUGGCCUGGCAGGCUUGAUCCGCAGCAAGAUCGAGAACGCCGCCAAGGGCAGCUUUGGCUCAUUCCCCAGUGGCCACAUCGCCACCAGCUGGUCGAUUGCAUUCGCCGCGUACAAGAUCGUGCCAGUGUACGGCGUGAUCAGUGGCUUUGCAGCGUUCCUCAUCACAAUUGCUACAAUGUAUCUGCGCUACCAUUAUGUCGUCGACUUUUUGGCGGCUGUGCCCGUGGCCUUCCUGUGUCUACUGUUUGGCGGCUUCUACUCACUGUCUGGCAUGAGGGACAGCAUUGUAAACACAUACAGAUCGAUCAAAGCUAAGUUUAGCAAGAACAAAUAUCAACUGGCUCAAUAA